Molecule: messenger RNA, 5501 nt
Organism: Solea senegalensis (Senegalese sole)
Lineage: Eukaryota; Metazoa; Chordata; Actinopteri; Pleuronectiformes; Soleidae
Gene: apaf1
Product: apoptotic peptidase activating factor 1
Exons: 27
Coding region: 192-3956 (1254 amino acids)
Biological process (GO): apoptotic signaling pathway; regulation of apoptotic process
Cellular component (GO): apoptosome
Molecular function (GO): protein binding; ADP binding
Source: RefSeq, a predicted model, not a curated record
GGGGUCGUUGUUUUUGUUGUCAACCCGGAAGCUCCCUUCUUUCAAAAUUGGGCGUGUAGUUUAACGUAAAUGCAAAGAUAGAAUUUGAACUCUUUGGAUAUUUAAGAACGCGUUAUUCUUCUUAGGUACGCGCGCACGUCAACAAAUACCGUCCUCGUUGAAGUUGAGAAAAUAGUCUGUUCUGCGCAGGGAUGACGCUGGAGGAAGCGGCACGGAGCUGUCUGUUGCGCUUUCGCCACAGACUGGAGCAAGACAUCAAGCCCACGUACCUGAUGGAUCACAUGAUCAGUGAUGGAGUGAUAAGUGUUGAGGAGGAGGAGAAGAUUAGGACUCAGCCCACCAGAAAGGAUCAGGCUGUUGCUUUGCUAGAGCUGCUCCUUAAGAAAGACAACCAUGCCUACAUCUCCUUCUACAACUCCCUGGUCAAGGAGGCAUAUCACGACCUGGCCAAUAUGCUGUAUGAUGACCUGCCGCAGAUCUCUCCUAAUGCAAAUAAGAACUCCUCCGAUGACUGCACAUCUUAUGUUCAGAUGGUGCUAAGUGAAGGCGGUGUUCCACAGCGGCCUGUGGUGUUUGUCAGCCGUCCGGAGCUUUUGAACCGGGUCAGAGAGAAACUCUACAGGCUGAAGAAUGAGCCUGGCUGGGUCACUGUCUUUGGGAUGGCUGGCUCAGGCAAAUCUGUCCUGGCUGCGGAGGCUGUGCGACACCAUGGCGUCAUCGAAGACUGCUUUACCGGGGGUAUUCACUGGUUGUCCAUCGGCCAGUUGGAAAAACCAGACCUGCUGGUGAAGAUCCAGUCAUUGUGUUUCCGUCUGGAGCAGAACCUGGAUUCCCUCUCUCUCCACCGGCCACCCAACUCUCUAGAUGAAGCCAAGGAGCGUUUGCGCUUCCUCAUGCUGCGCAGAUAUCCAAGAUCUCUGCUGAUUCUAGAUGACAUUUGGGACAGUACAGUUCUGAAAGUGUUUGAUAUCCAAUGUCGGAUUCUUCUGACCACCAGAAAUAGAAGCCUUACUGAUUCAGUCAGUGGUGCCAAAUAUGAAGUAGAAGUGGAGAGUGGUCUGGAUGAAAACAAAGGACUGGAGAUACUGGCACUGUACACCAAAACUAAAAUCCAGGGACUUCCCAAGGAGGCUCGCAGCAUUGUCAGAGAAUGUAAAGGAUCCCCCCUGGUGGUGUCCUUGAUCGGGGCUCUGCUCAAGGAGAAACCAAACCGCUGGGACUAUUAUCUCCGCCAGCUACGGCAGAAGCAGUUCAAGCGCAUACGGAAGUCAUCUUCCUAUGACUAUGACGCCCUGGACCAGGCUAUGGCUGCAAGCAUUGAGGUCCUGCCUGAUGACCAUCGUGAGCUCUACAAGGAUCUCACUGUGCUGGAGAAGGACAUCAAAAUCCCUGCAAAGGUGCUGUCUGUUCUGUGGGACCUGGAGCCAGAGGAGGUGGAGGACAUCCUCGAGGAGUUUGUCAACAAGUCCCUGCUUUUUGUGGACAGUCACAAUAAACCCUUCCUGUAUUACCUCCACGACCUUCAGCUGGACUUCCUGGUGGAGCAGAACCGCACCCAACUUGAGAGCCUUCACAGUAAAGUGGUACAUCAGUAUCAGCAGCACUACAAAGAUGGUCCUCCCUUCUCAGGAGAUGAAGAAUGUCUUUACUGGAUCAGAUUUUUGACGUACCACAUGGCUAAAGCCAACCUCUCCCAGGAGCUCUACUCCCUCAUGUUUUCUCUGGACUGGGUGAGCACUAAGGCCCAGAUUAUGGGUCCAGCCCACCUCAUCAAUGACUAUGUGGAGUAUGGACCAAUUCUGGAUAAAGAGAACUGUGAGGUGCGCAGUCAGUUCCAGGAGUUCCUCUCUCUGAACGGGCACCAGCUGGAGCAGCGUCCUUUCCCUGACGUGGUGCAGCUCGCUCUGUCUCAGCCACCCACCUCUGAAGUUUACAGACAGGCUCUGCUGCAGGCACAGAAACGAACCAGCACUGGGAAACUCUACUUUCACUGGCUGAAUAAGAGCAGUGUAGAGAAUCUGUCCCUCCUGGUGAUCCACCCCCACCAGGGCUCCAUCUACUCUGCCUGCUUCUCUAAUAAUGGUGCCAAGAUUGCCACUUGUGGAGCCGGCAAGACACUCAAGGUGUUUAAAAGCACAUCAGGUGAGAAGCUCACAGAGAUCCAGGCCCAUGACGAUGAGGUGCUCUGCUGUGCCUUCUCCUCAGACGACAGUCUCCUUGCAACCUGCUCCAGUGACCGGAAAGUAAAGGUUUGGAAUGUGGAGCGUGCCAUGCUGCUGCGGGUCUUUGCAGAUGAGCAUGAAGAGCAGGUCAACCACUGCCAGUUUACAAACAUGAGGCGACAACUUCUCCUGGCCACCUGCUCCAACGACAAGUUCUUGAAUGUCAAGGUGUGGAACCUGAACAAGCCUUCCUCCCAGAACACCAUGUUUGGCCACUUCGAGCCAGUCAACCACUGUUGUUUCUCCCCCGAUGACACGUAUCUGUCCACUUCUUCCAAUGAUGGCACUGUUAAGCUGUUUCAGGUGUCGUCUGCAAACGAGUGGAAGACAAUCAAUGUGAGCAGCAUGUUUACAGAGGGCGAUGAUGUCGCCCUUGUCAAGUGUAGCACCUGGACUGCAGAUGGCAAACAAAUCAUUUGUGCGGCCAGGAAUGCCGUUUUGGUGUUUGAUGUGGAGACGUCAGACAUGUUGUUGGAGAUAAGAACGAACCGUCUCAGCACCGUGCAGUACUGUCACGCCUGUCCCACCAAUAACCUGCUGGCCAUUGCUUUCUCCAACUAUGCUGUGGAGCUGUGGGACCUGGAGGCGAAUAAAAAGAUGGCUGACUGCAGCGGACACCUUAGUUGGGUCCAUCGAGUUCAGUUCUCUUCUGAUGGCUCACAGCUGCUCUCCUGCUCUGAUGACCAGACCGUCAGAUUAUGGGAGACAAAGAAAGUUCAUACGACCUCUGCCGUGUGUCUGAAGAGAGACUCUGAUGUUCUCUUCAAUGAUGGAGAAAUCACAGUUUCAGCUGCUGACAAUUGCAACAGACUGCAGGUACGUGAUGGCAGGACGGGAUCUGUGCUGUUCCAGUCAGAGGAGAAGUCGUCCAGGAUCCGGUGUACCUGCAUGUGCAGACAGCUGUCUGCUUUGGCUCUAGGCCAAGAGGACGGCACUAUACAGGUGUUGGAGGUGCCCUCGGGGAAGCUCUUGGCCACUCUGCUGGGACACAAUAAGACGGUGCUGCACUGCCAAUUCGGCCAGAACGGCCAAACACUUAUCACAUCCUCUGAGGACACCACUAUUAGGGUGUGGAGGUGGCAGUCUGGGGAGAGUAGAGUACUUCAGGGUCACAAAGAGCAGGUCAGAUGCUUCUCUCUGCUCUCCAACACCAAACUGUUGUCCUGGUCCUACGAUGGUACUGUCAAGGUGUGGAGCAUAGAAAGUGGAGAGAAGCUGCAGGAUAUCGAGGCUCAUCUGGGAGCCAUUUUGUCCUGUCACGUCUCACCCGAUGGCUGCUUCUUCGUCACCACCUCUGCUGACAAGACUGCUAAGUUGUGGUGCUCUGAGAGCUGGCAGUGUGUCCACACAAUGAGCGGCCACCAGGACUGCGUCCGAAGCUGCCGAUUCUCCUGGGACAGCCGUCGCCUCGCCACUGGAGACGACAACGGAGAGAUCCGGCUGUGGAGUGUCAAAGACGGAUCUUUGCUGAAGAUUUGUUCACGGGACGGUAAAGACGCCCUGGACUCGCUCCAUGGAGGCUGGGUCACUGAUCUGCACUUCUCACCGGACAACUCCCUCCUGGUCUCGACCGGUGGCUACAUCAAGUGGUGGGAUGUGGAACAAGGUAAGGCCCUGCAGACCUUCUACCCAACAGGAAGUGCUUUAAAGAGGAUCCACGUGUCGCCUGACUUCUCCACCUUUGUCACCAUCGACAGCAUCGGUAUCCUCUACAUCCUGCAGAGGGUGGUAUGACCAUGACCACGGUGCUAAAUCGAAUGACAGGAAGCAAAAUGGUAAUGUCGAAACAAAAAGUGGACAUGUUUGGUCACUCAACAGCAGCACAAUAGCAGGCUAACUUCAGUUUCCCUUUUUAAACCAGCUGUGAAUUAAAAAUUAAUUGUUCUUAAUUAAUUGGGUUUCAAGGUAUUGAUGCUGGAAUUGAUGACUUUUUGGUUAAAGUAAUUCUUAUAUUAAAUGUGAUUUGCACAUUGUAACAAGGUUUUUUUUCUUUUGAUGGGGUUUUCACACAAAAGUUUCAUAAUGGAUUAAGUUGCUGCAACUUGAUUUAGCAAGCAAGCAUAAGGUCUGGCGUUGUGUUCUGAGCAUGUGCAAUUAGGGGUAUUAUGAAAACGUGUAUAAGGGGCGGGGCAGACGAUCGAUGUUUGAUUGAUGCAUCACAUCAUGGAAAAAAUGAUCUUUGUGUUGAUGUUUUGGGCCAAAAAAAACAAACUGCUUGCAAACCUAUAAAUCUAAUAAUGUAAAUGUUUUAGUUUUUUUUGUACAUAAACCGAGACAUAUUUCUUAUAAAAUAACAUUAACAAAACCCCAGCAGUCCCAUCGAUCACACGGGUCUGCAGACUCAUUUAUCGCAUUUAUCAAGACUGUGAUUAUUGCGUCAAUCAAAAUGUGAAUAAUUUGCCAUCAAGGCUGAACAUUAGUGCUGUUUGUAAUCAAUAUAAGCUACUGUGCACGUUUGCCGAUCCAUAAUAAUGUGUUUGACUGGUCUGUGCUGUGUUGUUUUUUAAAUUAAGUGUGUGUGUGUGUGUGUGCGCGUGUGCGCGUGUGUGCGUGUGGGUCAGUCUUUUGCAUGAGUACGACAAACUGUUCUGAGCCUUUUAAAUGUGCUGCAGCAUUCAGCCUGACUGGGAUUACUGCUGGUGAAAUACAGUUUUUACCUUCUCAUCCACCAGCAUGGACAGAACCUCUGGUGCACUUUUGAUAAGCAUUAAAAUUUGAUAGCAUGGUAAUGUUUUAAUGGCUGCUCAUUUAAAAUUUAACCUAAAAUGUUUUGUUUGUACUUUUGAAAUUUAGUCAAAGGUAAAUGUUUUUUAUGAAAGAAUUUUGCACUUGAUUUGUAAUUCACAUUUUACCCGUGAAAUAUAGCAGGCAUUCAUUUGUGCUCAAUAAACUGAAUUAUUAAGUACCUAUAAAACUCACCGUUAAAAUUUAAGAGUAAGUUAAACAAUUUUUCACGAAUCUUUUGAAAGUGUUGUUUCACGUUGAGACGAUUUAAAACACAAUAUGACUUUGAUUAGACAGCACGAUUGAGAUUUCUCUCACAUCGAUCACACCCGUUUAUUGCUGCGGUCAGAGCAAUAAGUGUACGACGACAGGACAACAAAUGGGCAUUUUCACACUGUGCUUUUAAAGCUGCUACAAAUUCAAGUCAGAGUUUCCUCUCUGUUACACUUAAUUGUUGAAAUAUCGAUGUCCACUUAGGAUGUAUUGAUGCCGUUUGUACAAUGUGCUCCAGUGUGAGUGUUAUUUAUAACAAAUUAAAUUACACAAUCUAUAACA